Molecule: messenger RNA, 4281 nt
Organism: Astrephomene gubernaculifera
Lineage: Eukaryota; Viridiplantae; Chlorophyta; Chlorophyceae; Chlamydomonadales; Astrephomenaceae
Source: the annotation of a GenBank genome assembly
AACGUUUCACGAGUCGGUUCUGCUAUCCAAAAUUGAUCUGCCGCCCAGAGUUCUAGUACAGGUUAUGCAAGGCGGUGAACUGCACGUGAGUUGCAAGGCCAUACUAGACAAAGCUUGUAGAACAUGCACACAUACACAGCGUGUCACAAACUGUCAUAUACCUAGUUAAAUCACUACCUGUUAAGUCGGCACCACCUUCGUCACUCUACGACGGCUAGCGUCAUAGCUUGGGUAGCUGCCCAGUCGGGCCAGCCCUAGGGCCAGCUUAGGGCGCUCUGGCAUCCCGGUAGUCAAUCGUAUUCAGAGCAUUAGACCUUGUCCCUGCGAGACGUGCGAGUUGCAAUGCCCCACCGGCGGCAGCCUUCAGCGACCGCCCGCCACCAUCAGGAGGCCAGCAGCAGCAGUAGCCCUCCAUUCCCUGCGGAUGGCAUUUCAAGCGAUUUUGAGGCCUGUCUGCAGCGCCUGCCAGCUGCUACCCAGCGCUUCCUUUCCUUGCAAGGCCGCCCUUCGGAACUGAACGUUGCCAAGGAGCUGUCUGGGAAUUUGGGGUCGGUGUGCGAGCACCUCGACGGGCACUCAGAAGGCUCACCUUCAGCUAGUCAGGUGGUGGCAUCGGCACUCGAGUAUCAGGCCCUUCGCGUCGCGCUGUUGCGUCUGGUGGCAAUUGCAUCGCGCCUGACACCGACUGAGCUAUUCCCGGACCCAAACGUCAGUCAUACCUUGGCAGCUGCAUCCGCAUGGGCGUUCUUCCAAAGCUGCGAAGCCACGGCAAAACUACUGCGAAAGCUAACAAGCUUCCAAGCUCCUGCAGUCGACUUUGCCCGCAAGCUGCUGCGCAUGCAGACGCUGCAAGCGCUCAGCCGCCAGCUGGCUGCUGCUUUGGAGGUCCUUCAGUCCUCACCGAACCCAUAUCACCGAGUCCUGCAGCAGCAGCAGCAGCAGCAGCGGUGGCCUCAUAUGCUGAUGCAGGUCGGCAUCACGGCUUACAUGUCCUGCAACCUUUUGGCCGCCCUGGCAUUGCACGUACAGGCCUCUGCUGACCCUGAGGCAGGAGGCGCUGGGCACCAGCGGCAGCAGCAACAACGGCAAGCGGCUAGGUCAUACCUCAGAGAGUUUGUAGCCGCCCUCCACGCCAGUUACCUAAUGGAGCAUGCAGCAAAGCUGCUCCUGCUGCUGAAAGAAUCCGUUCCGCUGUUGGAAGCGAGGAUGUCAACCCAGGUGGAUGGGAUGCUGCCCCAGACCGUGGGUAGGGCCUGCACCAUACUCCAGCAAGCCUACGAGGCCUGUUCACGGCUACAUGCCCGGCUUGACUCCGGAGCUGCCGGUGCUUCUCGCUUGCCCUCAUCCGUCCUCGACCACUUAUGCCAAGUCCUGUCAGGCCGUUGUCUGCAACACGCGAUGAUCCUACACGGCCUGGAAGCCUUGUGUAUCGCAGAUCGGGGCCCGAUGUACGGCCUGCCGUACGGGCCAUGGUACCCUUCCGUAUGUCUUGCUCGCUUCGCCGCAUCACAUGGCAGUUCUGUUAGCGAGCAGGUACCAGUGCUGGGCGAUAACGCCCUGCAAGCUAUGCUGGCAGCACUACAGCCUGUGUUCAGGGUGCCGCCGCUGGGCCGCAGGGCCGGCCUGGCGCUGCUGAUGCGCGUGGGUCGCCUGGCGGUGGUUUCGGGGCAGGUCUGGGCGUCUGCCACCGCCGCCAGCUUUCGAGGCAGCGGGCUAGAGGCAAUCCUGCCAUGCACUCUGGUAGGCAUGACAGGCGUUUUCACGCUUCAUGUAGCGUUCCAACAUUUGCGGCCCCUGCAACACGACUCGGCGGCGCAUGUGGCGCGGGAGGUGCUGGCGUGGUGGAGUCUGGUGGAAGGGGUGGUGCGGCAUGCGCUCUGCGCACCUGCCUGCAUGGUGGAGCGUCUGGCAGUGUAUCUGGAGGGCACGAUUGGGGCGACGGCUCGGUGGGGCCAAGGUGUCCCGCUUCCGGCCGCACCGCCGCCGGGUGUGGCAGCGGCGCUGGCGGGCGGCUUCCUGCCCUGCCUGGAGCGCCUGCUGAGGCGUACGGGCGUGGACUUCCAUAACUUGGAGACAGUCCUUGCGAACGCACUGCUGGGCCGCAGUAAUAGCCCCCAGUGGCUCAUUGCGCUGCUCGCAUACGGGGAGGAGCGGCAGGCAGCAGCACUGGUGGUCACGGUGGGGAAGCUGCUGCGCCGCGCUGACCCACGGGUCGUUGCUACGCCGUUGGGUCUCCGAACGUGGGCCUUGCUUGAAGUAGUAGGCACGAUUGCAACGGUCCUGUGGCCUCCAGCGGAGCCCAAGGCCGAUGUUGAGGCCAGUGCUCCACAGCAGCGGCAGCUGGGCCUGCUGACGUCGUGCAUGCUGUGCGAGUGGCUGCCGCCACUGUCGCGGCUGUUGCAGCGGCGAACGGUGCCGGCGGCGGCGGCCAGUGCAGAGCAGCACCGCAGCACACUGCCUGGUGCUGCUCUGAGUGAGAGCGCCUGCGUUAAGGCCUUGCGCGGUGUGCUGCCGUGGGUGUCUGCGCUCGCUCUGCAGUGCCUCGACCCAGGCAGCAGCCGGCUGGUGGGGACUGCGGCGGCGGCGUCAGGUUCUGCGGCUCCAGCGGCGGCCCCUGCAACCCCUGCUGACGCAUGCGUAAGCCAUGUUGACUGGCGGCUGCUGCUGCUGGAGGAAGUGGAUGUCGUACGGCUGCUGGGGGCAGUCCUGGGGGCGGGUGCUGAUUGGCACCAGCCGGGCGGUGCUACUCACGAUCUGGCCCUGGGCUGCUGCGCUGUGGCGGCGGCAUUUCCGGAGCAGGUGCGGCAGGCAGUGGUGGUGGCGGCAGCAGAGGAUCCGGAUCCAGCAGCAGCGGGCUGGCGGCCGGCGCGGCUGCGUGCGCUGGUGCCGCUGCUGUCUGCUGAUGUCCAGGCAAAGGAGGAGGGCGGUGACGCCGUGACGGCAGGCAGCAGCAGCAGCAGCGACAGCAGGAGUGGCGGCGGCGAUGAGGCUAGGAUGGUAUCAACAUCAGCGCUCGUCAGGGCGGUGGAUGCCCUAGCCGAGCAGCUGGAUGCAUGGAGCUGUGACGGCCAGGCCGGGGCGGAUGGCAGGCAGGCGGACGGGGCGACAGGGUUGCGCGCCGCGCUUCAUGAGGCCCUAACAGAACCCGGCUGCUUUGAAACCUUGCCAGAGGCCCUGGUGUCGCCGGGGGAGCUGCGGCUGCGGGGGCUGUUGCGGGGUUGCGGCAACCCGGGCUGUGCUAACCUGGCGGGCGACAGCGAGGCGGAGGUGAAGCUGAAGGGUUGUGGGCGGUGCGGUGCGGUGGGGUACUGCUGCCGGGAGUGUCAGGUGGCGCACUGGAGGGCGGGGCACAAGGAGGUGUGUGGGCAGGACCGUGUUGCAGGUUAGACGGGGGUUAGACGAAAGCGAGUAUAUAUGGCUUGGGUAAUAGAGAUAUGGUAAUAGAGAUAUGAGUUGUACAGCGCAUCAUGCGUUGCAUGCUGACCUGCGCACGAGUGCGUGUUCGAAACGUCAUGCGGGACGAUGUUAUGAAAUUGUUUCCGGUGGUGCUGACAAGCGCUUCGGAAGGCAUCAUAUAGGGCUAUAGGGAAUAAGCGCAUCCGUACCAUGCCUGGGCAGCACAUUGGAGCAGCAAUGCCGUGCCGCAUGCGCACUGGUUGGCAGGAUUGCCGGCAGGGCGUGGGUAACGCAGGAUUGAGGCUGGGGGAUGGCUGUACGUAAGCGGGUGGACGGCGGGUGUCAAGAGGACGUUCAUAGGAUGCAUGGCCUGGGACGAGCCUGAUCAUCCUCUGCAAGGAGGCAUUUUCUAACGAGGCUGCAGGAGGGCUGCGCACAUUUGUAAGGAGCUCUGGUAUACGGAUGGUAACUGUAGCUGCGGCUAGGUGCGUCGGAAGGGCAGACUAAAGCAUCUCAUCAAGCGAGUACCACGAGGAGGUUGUGUGCUGGGUGUGUUGGAUGUGGCAAUUGCACAAUGGCAACGAUGUAUAUGGCAGGUUGUUGUUGUUGCUUCGGUAAGCCGUGUUCUGUUGGUAGGGGCUUGCCUUUCCCCCUGGGCUCGUAGUUGCCGUGUAAUUGUACUGACCACAGCUGUCGACCAAGUAGAAAUAACGGUAGACAUGCGGCUGGUAUCGGGGCACCGGAUCAAAAACGUGUAUUACUGAAGUUGUAGUAGUACCGGUAGUAGAAGGCGCCUGAGCCAAUAUCUUGGAGGUUAGGUACGUAUCAAUCGUGACCUACCACUUAACGCUGGUGACGUCAGUCGCGCGACUUGUAACUGAUCGC